Molecule: messenger RNA, 1620 nt
Organism: Penaeus vannamei (Pacific white shrimp)
Lineage: Eukaryota; Metazoa; Arthropoda; Malacostraca; Decapoda; Penaeidae
Source: RefSeq, a predicted model, not a curated record
AUGUCCCCUUUAUUCAAGUGGCCUUCUUACUCUCGACUGGACCCGCCAAGAGGACCUGCUAUUGAGAUCAUGAAAAUCAUCUUGGACAAGCUCAAUAUGUGCUACGAGUUCGUCGUUCCUGCAGACGGAUUAUGGGGAACGCCCUUCCCUAAUGGGUCCUGGAGCGGCAUGAUGGGGAUGCUCCAGCGAAAGGAGGUGGACGCGGCCGUCGGCCCCUUCGCCAUCACGUUGGCGAGGGCCAGUGUUGCCGACUUCAGCGCCCCGAUUUUAGUAGACGAAAACGUCCCUUUCUUCCUUCGCCCGAAGAUCGAGCCCGACCUCUUUGGCUUCACCAAACCAUUUACUCUUUCGGUAUGGUUUGCGAUCUUCUCAUCCAUGUUCGUAGUGACAGCAUCUGACCUUGUCCUGCAAACUCUUGGUGGAAACAGCUGCAUCUGGGUAUUGCUUAUUCAAGGACCAAAUGUCUUCCGCAUCUGUAGGUUCGAGCGACAGCGAAACAUUUCUGGGUCUAAGGCGACUAAGAACCAACGAUCCUGGCUGUGGGGCUUCAUGGUCUUGCUUGGACAAGAUCGACUUGGCAAAGUAUCUGUGCGUACUGUGUUUGCUCUAUGGAUGCUUACAGCGUUCAUCAUUGCAACCGUCUACAAGAGCAAUCUGAAGGCCAUGCUGAUUGUCCCUAAGGUCCAGGUCCCUUUCGAUUCACUGGAGGAGAUGGUGGAGCAGCGUGCCAUUCAGUGGAUAAUUGUAAAAGGGUCCAUUGUCCAAAGUUUCUUUGAGCAUCUCUUGGCACGACAGGCUGCUUACAAUAGAGACCCGACUUCUGUCAUGGGCAGAGGGUGGGCAAGGCGACAUGGGGUGGUGGCAGGUCCUGAAAUCUACUGGAACUACAUGAUCAGUGGAUAUGCAGGCCUGUUGGUGCGCUACUCUGCCAUAUAUCGACUGUCGCAGGAUUUUGACCAGACGGGAAAGUGUCGCCUGACAAUGGCCCGCAAAGGCUUUUUGCCUGUCACCUACAGUUUCGGAUUCCCCAAAGACUCGCCGCUGAAAGAACAUAUCGACCCUCUACUGAAGGAAUUCGGUCUGAUCGACAAAUUCCUGAAGGAGGACACGAGCAACGCCACUCAGUGCCUCAAGUUCCCGGGGACUGAGAAAAACUCCGACCUUCGGCCCUUGGCGCUCGGCGACUUCUACGGCGUCUUCUGCCUCUACGCCGUCGCCAAAAAACACGUACAGAAGCAAAGUUCCAAGUUUGGUUUAGUUCUAGAGUUUAAAGCGGUACACACCAAUACACAACAAAACCUAAGGCGCCACAUUGUUUUGAAAGUUGAGAUUGGUUGUCCUCUACAUUUGACUACGAAGAAGCUCUCUGAUUGGUUUCCGCCAGCAUGUGCCUCUGAUAGUAGCAAUAUUUUCGGGUUUGUGAAAGCAAAACCUGGGGCAUCCCUGGCUGGUGCUGGCCAGUACAAAUUAACCGUCAGGGUUGUAAAUAUUAAUUGUAAUCAACACGUCCAGCAAUAUCCUAACUGGCAUGUAAAAGAGUCAGACACAACCUUUUCUUGUAGUUCCAGCGACGACACAGUAACGGGUAAUCCAGGGAAUGUAGUGAACUCUAAUACUUAA